This is a messenger RNA of Austrofundulus limnaeus, 2125 nucleotides long. RefSeq names its product zinc finger protein 16. The transcript is spliced from 3 exons. The coding region runs from base 154 to 1419 and encodes 421 amino acids. Gene Ontology annotation, molecular function: RNA polymerase II cis-regulatory region sequence-specific DNA binding; DNA-binding transcription factor activity. Gene Ontology annotation, biological process: regulation of transcription by RNA polymerase II. The record is from RefSeq and is a predicted model, not a curated record. Lineage: Eukaryota; Metazoa; Chordata; Actinopteri; Cyprinodontiformes; Rivulidae.
UGCUAACCAAUGAUGUUGCUAUUGCUAAUAACAUUAGCUUUGUGUGCUGUCUGAGGUGAAAACUUAAAGGGAUUUGUUUGUCCGCUGAGACAUUCGGAACCAUCUGUGUUGUGUUGAAGUCGGAUGUGGACAAAAUAGGAGCAGAGCAGUAAAAUGUCUGUUUUCUCAGAACCUCCACAUGAAGACGGUUCUGUGGAGGAGGAACCAGAACCUCCUCAGAUCAAAGACAUCCAGGUUGAAUUCUGGACCAGGCAGGAGGUUGAGCAUUUCUUGGACACUGAUUCUUUUCUGAUGCCUAAAUCCAGAUGUGAGGAAACAUCUGGAGCUUGUGAGAACAGCAGGAGGGUCCGGUUCCAGAAAGGGAUGGGUGGUCAGAGCGGACCGGUCCAGAGGGACCUUCAGACUUCAGAACUAGAGCAGGAGGUUCUGAUGGAUCAACAGCUCUUGAAGCAGGAGAGGAACUGCAGAAUGGACCGUGAGGAGCCAGAACCUCAACAAAUUAAAGAAGAACCAGAUUCUCCACAUGAUAAAGACAAACAAGAUCCUUUGCAGAUGAAAGAAGACCCAGAUUCUCCAGGGAUUAAAGAAGAACUGAUUCCUUCACAGAUUAAGGAAGAACCAGAAUCUUCAGAGAUUAAAGAAGAACGGCAAGAAGUCUGCAUCAACCAGGAUGAAGAGCAGUUUGUUCUGGAAGAGGAGACCAAAACCUUUGUGGAGACUCCUACUUCUGAAGAAAGUGACCAAAGGGAAACGGAACCAAACGGAGACCAGCUCCACUCUCACAUGUCUCCCAUAGAGUCAGGACCAAGUCAAAACAGCCUCAUAGACAAGAGGAAACCAUACACUUGUGACAGCUGUGGCAAAAGUUUCUCUCAUUUAUCAUCGUUGAACCGUCACAAGAACAUUCACUCAAAGGAAAAGGGUUAUUCAUGCAAGUUAUGUGAUAAAACUUUCAAACGAAACCAUCUUUUGUUGUCCCACAUUCGAAGCCAUAAUAACAAAUAUCCACAUUCAUGUGAAAAAUGUGGUAAAAGUUUUGAGUAUCUCAGUGUUUUGACUCGUCACAUGAGGACUCACACGGGUGAGAAGCCGUACUCUUGCAAAGCCUGUGGGAAGAGCUUCAGUCUCGAGGGCAACCUGCUGCGGCACAUGAGAACUCGUACAGGAGAGAAACACUACUCCUGCAAAGAAUGCGGGAAGAGUUUCAGUCAAAUGAGUAAUUUGUCAUCACACAUGAUGAUUCACACAGGUGAGAAACCGUAUGCUUGCAAUGAUUGUGGGAAGAGUUUCAACCAAAAAAGCAACUUUUUGACGCACAUGCGAACUCACACAGGUGAGAAACCGUACUCCUGCAAAGAAUGUGACAAAAGUUUUAGGCAAAAAAGUGACUUGUUGGGUCACAUGAAGAUUCACAGUUGAGUCACUUGGCUCUGGUCGAGCUUGUGGGAAAUGAUUGAAAUCUGUAAGUUGGUUUGUUUUGACCUGACCAGGGUUUCCCACGCCUCUUUCAAGAUGACAAUAAACUUCUGAAAUGAAAACUUCUGAAGUCUUAAUCUAGUGUUUGAUGUACUGACGUGAGCCUGUCUGCUGAGUCCUGACUCAUCACUUCUAUCAAGAUCAUUCACCAGCUGACGGGUAAUGAACAGAUUCCGUCACAGCAGCUUCUGGAGGGUGUGGUGCUUCAUUUAUAUUUUUACAUUUAUUAGGACUUCUCUUUGAUGUUUUUGAUCUCAUCUAACAUGGAUUCCUUUCAGGAUCAUCACAGAACCCAUAUUUGUUCCUCUUACAUGAGAACUUUUCUUUUCCUCAAACACUACCAGCACCUGUAUGUGUCCAGCCAAUCAGACUCUAGACUUGAGCAGAACUGUGUAGGAAGGCAAGGGCCAGACUAUCAGUGCCAAACCUUCAGUGAAACUCAGAACAGUUCAUUCUUGUGUGUUGAUGUGUGAUAUUUGAUGGAUUUGUUUGAAUAACAAUUUUUCACUUAACCUCCUCUCCAUGCUUCAUCUCAGGUGGAACAUUAUUCUUUAACGAACUCAUGCUUGAUGGGUAACUGCUCUUCUUUUAAUCUGUACAGGUACUGUUAGAAUGAGUGGAAGAGAGGAUUAAAAAACUGGAUUUUUAA